GUGGUGUCCAUGGGUCUGUACCUGGGGGAGUCGGCCUAUCUCAGGAGCAGCUGGAACAUUCUUGACGGUUUCCUGGUCUUCGUCUCUUUGAUUGACAUCGUGGUGUCCAUGGCGGGUGGCGCCAAGAUUCUCGGCGUGCUGCGCGUCCUCAGGCUGCUCAGGACACUGCGUCCCCUCAGGGUGAUCAGCCGGGCCCCAGGCCUGAAGCUGGUCGUUGAGACCCUCAUCACGUCCCUCAAACCCAUCGGCAACAUCGUCCUCAUCUGCUGCGCCUUCUUCAUCAUCUUCGGCAUCCUCGGCGUUCAGCUCUUCAAAGGGAAGUUCUACUACUGCGUGGGUUUCGACGUGAAGAACAUCACUAACAAAUCCGACUGUCUGGCUUCCAACUAUCGAUGGAUCCACCACAAAUACAACUUUGACAACCUCGGACAGGCUCUGAUGUCCCUCUUUGUGCUGGCCUCCAAAGACGGGUGGGUUAACAUCAUGUACCACGGCCUGGACGCGGUGGGAAUCGACCAGCAGCCGCUGACCAACAACAAUCCCUGGAUGCUGCUCUACUUCAUCUCCUUCCUCCUGAUCGUCAGCUUCUUUGUCCUCAACAUGUUUGUGGGCGUGGUGGUGGAGAACUUCCACAAGUGUCGGCAGCACCAGGAGGUGGAGGAGGCCAAGCGCCGCGAGGAGAAACGCCAGCGGCGCAUGGAGAAAAAGAGGAGAAAGGCCCAGAAGCUGCCAUACUACGCCUCUUACGGCCGCACCCGCCUGGCGAUCCACACUCUGUGCACCAGCCACUAUCUGGACUUGGUCAUCACCUUCAUCAUCUGCAUCAAUGUCAUCACCAUGUCCCUGGAGCACUACAGCCAGCCGCAGUCUCUGGAGACGGCACUGAAGUACUGCAACUACUUCUUCACCUCCACCUUUGUGAUCGAGGCCACUCUGAAGCUGGUGGCCUUCGGCUUUCGACGCUUCUUCAAGGACAGAUGGAACCAGUUGGACCUGGCCAUUGUGCUGCUCUCGGUGAUGGGCAUCACCCUGGAGGAGAUUGAGAUCAAUGCCUCCCUCCCAAUCAACCCCACCAUCAUCAGGAUCAUGAGGGUGCUCAGGAUAGCACGAGUGUUGAAGUUGUUGAAAAUGGCCACAGGGAUGAGAGCUCUGCUUGACACAGUGGUCCAGGCUCUUCCUCAGGUGGGGAACCUGGGUCUGCUCUUCAUGCUGCUGUUCUUCAUCUAUGCUGCUCUGGGAGUGGAGCUGUUCGGAGAACUGGUGUGUAACGCCGACUACCCCUGCGAGGGAAUGAGCCGCCACGCCACCUUUGAAAACUUCGGCAUGGCCUUCCUCACUCUCUUCCAAGUUUCCACCGGGGACAACUGGAACGGCAUCAUGAAGGACACGCUCAGGGAGUGCCCUCCAGGCCGCCCGGGCGGCGACUACGGCUGCCACGCCGGACUGCAGUUCAUCUCUCCCAUGUAUUUUGUGUCCUUCGUGCUCACGGCUCAGUUCGUCCUGAUAAACGUGGUGGUGGCCGUGCUCAUGAAGCAUCUGGACGAUUCCAACAAGGAGGCGCAGGAGGACGCCGAGAUGGACGCCGAGAUCGAGCUGGAGCUGGCUCAGGGAGGCCUGUGCUGCAUGAUGGGAGGCAUCGGAGCCAUCGCUGGGGCCACGGGCGGCCCCGCCAGUGGGGCCGGUGGGGCCAGCGUGGGCGGAGGAGUGUCUGGUGCCAUCACGGCGGGGACGGUUGCAGGACCGAGCGGCGUAGUGAUGGCACCGCUGCGAGAUGGAGGAGGAGGCUGUGCAGCUCAUGAGGGACACGCACACCAUCGCUGUCGGCUCUACUCUCCGGCUCAGGAGAGCCAGUGGCUGGACAGUGUGUCUCUGCUGAUUAAGGACUCGUUGGAAGGGGACAUGAUUGACAACCUCUCCGGUUCAGUUUUCCACCACUACUGCUCCGCUCCCGUCUGCAAGGACUGCAAGAGUCACCUGCAAGAGAUCCGAUUGGCUGAGGUGGAGCAGGCGUCUCUCAUGUCGGAGCAGCUGUCAGACAAGUCAUCGUCCCCGGCGCUGCCUGAUGACCUCAGCCUCGACGAACACAGCGGCUACCAGCUGGUCCGAGACAGACAGAUGGGCAGCAGUCACUCCCACAGUUCAGAGGAGCUGCCCCCCCAGGUGGGCUACACAGGGCUUCGUCCGUCCAGCUCAGGAAGCGAGGAGGGGACGCAGGAGGAGUUGUUUGAGGUCGGCGUCCAACCUCAGUUAAAUCCCCCCUCGCUGGAGCAGCAAAGCCCGACGCACUUCACAGACGGAGAUGGAGAAAGUUGCAGUGGAGGAGGUGGUGUUGGUGGUGGUGGUGGUGGGUCGUCGCCCCUCUUCCACUUACCAGCAGACUUCUUCCACCCGGCUGCCGCGGCUCAUCCGGGGAGUCCGGGGAACAGCGUCGCCCCAGGAGACCGGGGGGCUUCCAUGUUGGCCUCUCCAGCCUCCUGGGCGUCCCUCCGCUCACCCGGAGCCAACAGCAGGCCCCUGAGCUCUCAG
Messenger RNA from Paralichthys olivaceus (Japanese flounder), 2526 nucleotides. Lineage: Eukaryota; Metazoa; Chordata; Actinopteri; Pleuronectiformes; Paralichthyidae. The record is from RefSeq and is a predicted model, not a curated record.